ACCGUACAUCGUAUCCCAUUCCACGCAACAAUGACCCUUUCUGACCUGCCGAGCGUUGAGUCCUUCGUGUACAACCUCAUUGAGACAGUGACAUCGCGUUCGGCCAUCAGCGAGGCGUUUGUGUACAUCAGCCUGGUGUUUCUGGUGCUCUUGGUUUAUACAGUGCUCACUGAGUACUUCAACAACGUUCCCAUGAAUGUCUUUUUAGAGCAACGCAGCUUUGGAAGUUCAGCCAUGCAACAGCUUCAGCCAUUGAUGACUCACUUGGCCGCCCGUGUCGAAGCUGCUUUGGAGAAGUGGGACCACCCUCAACCUGACGUGGGCGGCCAUCCCCAUGUGGAGUAAAAUUACGCCCACACCCCACGCCCACCCUCACGACCUAAGGAUGCUCUCGAAAUGCAUAAGGUCGAAAAAUGAGGAAGACAAAAACGGAGACGAAGACGAAGUAUUCCAUUCACCUGAAUAAUAAGAAAAUGAUCCACUUUCUUCUCAAUCUUCUACCACACUUUAAAAAAACACCUCAUAUUUUUUUCCUACAUUUGUCUUCCAUUUUAUAACCUCUGUCUCUUGCCUCCUACCCCCACCCACUUUUAUCCACAUGUCUCCACAAAACUUCAUCAGAUUUGAUCCCUUUAACUCAACAGCACCUCAUAAACCACAAGAUUAUGUACUGUACACGUUUUUUACCCUGUCCCGUUUCCGCUCAAACACGCUUCAUCGCAAUUAUGUAAAUAAACAAAGCCAUAUUAUACGCAACGACACAGUAAUACAACUAUAGAGGAGUGAAGUAUGUAACGUAACAGCUUGUAAUUGUGAGACUUUAAAGGGAUCCAAGCAGGUUUACUUCUUAUUUCAAUACUGUUUUGACCUUAUGAUUAAGAUCAUUCUAUUCUUCAUAGAUUUUUGGUCAUUCUUAUGUUCUUCAUUUUUCUUUCGUGCCAUACAUAUUGUUUAUUGUUGUUUGUCCUUUUUGUUAUUGAGCUGAUAUACAUAUAGGUCUGUCAGUUGUUAUGAAUUUAUGUAUGUUCGCUUCAAAAUAAACUAUUUAUUUUUUCAUCGCUCAGCAA
Messenger RNA from Penaeus chinensis, 1067 nucleotides. RefSeq lists its product as uncharacterized. The coding region runs from base 31 to 345 and encodes 104 amino acids. The transcript is spliced from 3 exons. NCBI's taxonomy places the organism in Eukaryota, Metazoa, Arthropoda, Malacostraca, Decapoda, Penaeidae. The record is from RefSeq and is a predicted model, not a curated record.